Molecule: messenger RNA, 2008 nt
Organism: Manacus vitellinus (golden-collared manakin)
Lineage: Eukaryota; Metazoa; Chordata; Aves; Passeriformes; Pipridae
Gene: LRTM2
Product: leucine rich repeats and transmembrane domains 2
Exons: 4
Coding region: 644-1756 (370 amino acids)
Biological process (GO): regulation of presynapse assembly; positive regulation of synapse assembly; axonogenesis
Cellular component (GO): membrane
Molecular function (GO): protein binding
Source: RefSeq, a predicted model, not a curated record
UCACCCCUCCUCGAGCCCCUUAGCUCCUGGCACCCGGAGAGGGAUGGCAGCAAGGGUGGGAGGAGGGGGAGAGAGGGACUGACAGCAACUGCCCUUUCUCCAGGAUGGGUUGAGAGAAACGAAAACCUCCCGAGCUCCUUCCUCUGGGUGUUUUGGAGCAGAUCCUGCCUGCCUGGCGGGGUGACUCCUCUGCACUGUCUGUGCGCGUUCCUGUGCGUGUGCUGCUGCCAUCGCAGAUGUACCCCCAGCUGUCACUUCACCGCGCACAGUCUCUCCCUCUCCCGCCUCUCUCUCUCUCUUUCUCUCUCCCCCUAUUUAUUAUUUACGGAGGAUUACAGUCCCUUUCCCACGCUGUCACCUGGCCGUGCGGCUCCUCUGCCCUCCACGCGGGGUGAGCGGCUGGCUAGGGGGGGCUCCUGCCAGCGAGGGUCCACCGAGAGCCCGGCUGGCAAAAGAGGGACUUUUCUGCUGGAUUUGUUUUGGGAUUGUACCGGCUUCACUGGAAGAGCUGCUAUUCUCACAGGAGGGUCCAUUCCAGCCUGAGAGAGGACCUGGCAGGCAGGCUACAAGGUCAUUCCUUCUCCUUUUGGGGCUGUGUGCCAGGCUGGCUGUUGGAUGUGAAGACACGCUGGAGAAGACAAGGAUGCUGCCUACAAGUGCUGGCCACCGGUGGAGGAGCAGGUUCCUCAUGAGGUGGCAAGAGGCUUGUCUGCUUGGCUGUUGGCUGUCGCUAUGUGCUGCUGAGUCCUUCUUUGCUUGUCCUUCCUCCUGCAAGUGUAACAGUGGCAACCUGGAAGUGGACUGUAGUGGCUUGGGCCUCUCUUCCAUUCCCUCAGACAUCCCCACAAACACCAGGACCUUCCUCUUUCUCAACAACAAACUCAGCAUCCUGCCAGGGGCAGUGUUUUCCAACCUCUCCGCUCUACAGAGGCUAGAUCUAUCCAACAACUUCUUGGACCAGCUCCCUCAGAACAUCUUCAGUGACCUGGGGAACCUCACGGAGCUCCAGCUGAGGAACAACAGCAUUAGGGCCUUGGACAAGGACCUGUUACAACACACGGCCCUGCUGCGUCAGCUGGACCUCUCCAUCAACGGCCUGGCCCAGAUCCCCUCGGGAAUCUUUGACGACCUGCCUGCUCUCCGCUCCCUCUCUCUCAGGUCCAACCGCCUGCAGAGCCUGGACAGGGUGACCUUCGAACCGCUAACCAGCCUGCAGCUGCUCCAAGUUGGGGAUAACCCCUGGGAAUGUGACUGCAACCUCCGAGACUUCAAACACUGGAUGGAGUGGUUCUCCUACAGAGGUGGCAAAAUUGACCAGCUGGCAUGUACCCUGCCCAAGGAGCUGAAAGGGAAGGAUAUGCGAAUGGUACCCAUGGAGAUGUUUAACUACUGCUCCCAGCUGGAUGAUGAGAACAGCUCUACCGUGCUGGACAAUACUGGCCCACCCUGCACUAAAGGCAGCCCAACUCCUUCCAAAUCUAAAUCAGGCCCAGAAACAGAAGUGGAGCCCAGUGUGGGAUGCCCUCAGAAACAGCGAUACAGGCCCGUGAGCGUGCGCCGGGCCAUUGGCACUGUGAUCAUUGCAGGGGUGGUUUGCGGCAUCGUUUGCAUCAUGAUGGUGGUGGCAGCUGCUUACGGCUGCAUCUACGCCUCCCUCAUGGCCAAGUACCACCGGGAGCUGAAGAAGAGGCAGCCGCUCAUGGGUGACACAGAAGGUGAACAUGAAGAACAAAAACAAAUCUCCUCUGUGGCGUGAAACUCUUCUAGGAAGGAAGGGACAGCGAUGAAAAAAAGGUACCUGAGAGCAGUCAAGCAUGGGGCCCUCCCAAAAUACAUCUUCCCAGACAGAGAGACAGACUGUGCUAUUGCUCCACUCACCCAAGUAGUGCAACAUGCUUCUGGGGGGUCAGGGCACCUGGCUCAAUUUCUUUUCCUCUGCCCCAGGCCCAUUUUGUGCCCUUUCACCCUUGGGGCCUCCCAGACAAAAUAAAGUAGAGUCAGACCUCGA